AUGGCAGCAGACAGCCUUCCAAGCGGCCAUAAUGUAAAGAAAAACUCAUUGAUUUUAGUGUCUUUGUAUGCAAUGGGAAGAAUAAAAUGGAUUUGGGGAGAGGAUUGCGAAGAAUUCAAGCCAGAGAUAUGGAUUGCUGAAGAUGGAGGGUUUAAAAAUCACCCAGGAAACAAAUUUUCUGCCUUCAAUUCAAGGCCGAGAAUUUGUCCAGGAAGGAAAUUUUACAGAAACAGCAACAAGCUGGCCCUCCGCCAUUUGCCCAUCUUCGGACUUUUGCCUGAAGUUCUUCUUGAUCUCCACCUCUUCCAUGACAAACUGAGUAAAAUUUUGAGGACAAGAAAGGGCACAAUCCUCAUCAAUUACUGGCUAUCGCCAAACAGUAUCUUACUUACCAGUGAUCCUGCUAAUGUCCACUACAUGCUCACCACAAACUUCUCAAGAUAUCCCAAAGGCUCCGAAUGGCGAAAGCGAUUCGAUGUUUUUGGCCAUGGUCUUUUCAAUUCUGAUUUUGAAGAAUGGACGUUGCAAAGAAAAGCUGCCCGGGGAUUCUUAACUCACGCAAAGUUUCAUCAACUUACUGCGAAAAGUGUCCCUGAAAUUAUCGAGGAAGGACUCAUCCCAGUUCUUGAACACGCCUGUAAAAAAGAUUUAGCUGUGGACUUGCAGGAUUUGAUAAAGAGGUAUACAUUUGAUUAUGCGACGAUUAUCGCCAGUGGUUGUAAUUCAAAAUCUCUCUCUGUUGAAUUGCCGGAAAUACCAUUUUCUAAGGCGUUAGAUGAUGCGGGUGAAGCGAUAUUCUUUCGGCAUAUUGUGCCUGAAACGUUGUGGAAGUUGCAAAGAUGGUUGAGAAUUGGGAAAGAGAGAAAAUAUAGAGAUGGUUGGAGAGUUAUUGAUGAAUUUUACCAAAAUCUUGUGAAUAAACAAGAACCGAGCAAAGAUGAAGAGAGUUUCAAUGUUUUGAACCUUUACUUGAACCGAAAUGAAAUCCUUCAACCAAGAGAUAACGAUGAGGAAGUCAUGAGAGACAACAUAAUCAGCCUUAUUUUCGCCGCCGAAGACACGACAAGUACAGCAAUCUCUUGGUUCUUCUGGCUUGUGUCAAAAAAUCCUGAAGCUAUCAGUAAAAUCAGAGAAGAACUAAAACUCAACGCGGCGCCAAAAGACGCCAACAAAGGCGAUAAGGAUCGUCCUCGUUCAUUCGAUUUCGAUGAGCUGAGCAACCUUGUUUAUCUCCAUGCAGCUUUAUGCGAAUCCCUGAGGCUAUUCCCAUCGAUUCCUUAUGAAACCAGGACGCCAACACAACAGGACAAGCUUCCAAGCGGACACAGAGUGAAUCAGAAGACGAUAGUGAUAAUUUGUUCAUAUGCAAUGGGGAGAAUGCCGUCAGUGUGGGGCGAAGACUGCCAUGAAUUCAAGCCGGAGAGAUGGAUAACAGAAGAGGGAAAGAUUAAACAUGAGCCAUCUCAUAAAUUUUUUGCCUUCAACACGAGGCCAAGAAUGUGUCCCGGCAAAGAAAUUGCUUUCGUCGUAAUGAAGGCAAUUGCUGCGGCUAUAAUUUAUAACUAUGAUAUUCAAGUACUAGAAAAUCCCCCUGUGAUUCCUAGUCUUAGUAUCAGUUUACGCAUGAAACAUGGACUAAUGGUUAGGGUUAAGAGGAAAUCGUCAUGA
Messenger RNA from Pistacia vera, 1668 nucleotides. Its product is annotated as alkane hydroxylase MAH1-like. The record is from RefSeq and is a predicted model, not a curated record. The transcript has 2 exons. Lineage: Eukaryota; Viridiplantae; Streptophyta; Magnoliopsida; Sapindales; Anacardiaceae. Bases 1 to 1668 code for a protein of 555 amino acids. Gene Ontology annotation, molecular function: monooxygenase activity; oxidoreductase activity, acting on paired donors, with incorporation or reduction of molecular oxygen; heme binding.